UACGCAGAAGAAGAAACAGAAACCGCCCACCUCCUUCUUCCUCCUUUCUCUCUCCCUUCCUUCACAACCCCUUAUAUAUAGAGCCAAACCACACACCCUCUUUCCUCUUCAUAGUCUUCUUCAUCUCAACACUUCUCAUUACAUUCAUCUCCUCCAUUUCUUCCAAUCACAAGCUUCAAGCUUUCCAAGCGGUGAUCUUCAACCCAGAAAAGGAAAAAAAGAAGAUGAAGCGAGCCUUGGAAAUCACCUUAAUGUCGGCAGAAAACAUACAGCUCAACAAAAAGCCCGUGAAGAACGCCGUCGUGGCGGUCCGGGUGGAGCCCGGCAACGAGUGCUCGACCAAACCGGCGCUGGACAGUGGAACAAACCCUACGUGGAACGAGAAUGUCGUGGUUGACCUACCGCUGCAUACGGGCUUCAUUACCGUGGAAGUGAAGUGCAAGAGCUCGUCGGGUAGUUACAAGCUCGUUGGCGGGGCGACCGUACCGGUUUCGGACUUCGCUGGGGAUUUUGGCACGCCGGAGGGCUACGUGCAUUUUCUGAGUUAUAGGUUGAGGGAUUCUAACGGCGUGCGGACAGAUGGCAUCAUUAACAUUUCAGCGAAAAUGGCCGCGCCAGCACCGACACGCAUGUAUGAGGUUCCGCGACCGGAGAUCGGAGUGCCGGUCAGUGAUCAGAGGAAGAUGAUGGCGGCCGGCGGAUUGGUGACUGGAGUCCCAGUUUGGUACGCCCAGCCUUGUAGAUGUUGAAGCCAGAGCUGAUCAAACUAAGUUGACCUUUUGUGUUUAGACUGUUUUCUCUUGUGCCAACAUAACAUUGUAAACACAGUAUGUGCAAUUGAAAAUUUCGAUGGACCAAUAAUAUAUGGGUGUGGUAAACAUCCUCAAUUUGAGGCCGGCCAUUCUAUUUCUAAAA
Molecule: messenger RNA, 915 nt
Organism: Syzygium oleosum
Lineage: Eukaryota; Viridiplantae; Streptophyta; Magnoliopsida; Myrtales; Myrtaceae
Product: BON1-associated protein 1-like
Exons: 1
Coding region: 225-749 (174 amino acids)
Biological process (GO): defense response
Source: RefSeq, a predicted model, not a curated record